UGAUCCUGGCUCCCUUUGGUCUGUGUGGGACGCUGACAGGUGUGACCUACCCCGAUAAUGACCACAGCUCCAGCACAGCCAGGAUGUUUGCAGAGUGGGCCAACUACUACCCCAUCAAAGAGACCAGCAGAGAGGAAUCUUGUGGCGGUGCCAAGGUGCCCAAUAUGGUGGAAGUCAUUGUGGGUGGUACACAUAUGAAGUACCCUACCUGCUAUGUCCUGGUUUGUGAUAAUGAAGAUCUUAAUGGCAGCAACAGUGUACUGCAGCCACUCCAACCUCCAGCACACGCAACUCCACACGGCAGGCCCUUGACCCGCUCUGUCUCACAGUUCUCUCCACCUGCCUCACCGUGUGAGGCUGGGUUUGGGUUGGAGCAGCAUGGUAUCAAGAUUUCUCCAAUGGUAGGGUCAGUCCAGGGCCAGCCAGACACCAUGCCCAGCAUCAGCACUUCCAAAGUUGAGGUGCUGGGCUACCAGUUGGCAGAGAAGGUUCGCCAGGAUGCUUGCAUACAUGUGGCUUCAAACAAAAGCAGUGAGGAGCAGCACCAGCAGCCCUCUUCGGUGGGUGCCUGGAACUUCACAGACCCUGUCAGCAAGGUCACCUGCAACUGCGUCAGGCACAGAAAGAAAACUCAGGGAAAGAAUGCUGUUGGCGGCAAACACGGAAAAGGGGACAAGUUUGAAAAAUUAGAUCGACAGUUAAGUCGCUUGAGCCGUAACUCUGUGCCAUUUCACCGGCGGGGCCCACAGGUGGACGAUAUGCUUCAGUUUGAUGUGGACCCCAUGAUGAGCCAGCAGUCUAUUCAGCAGCAGCCCAAUCCCGCGUUCUGCCCUACAGGUGGCACCACCGUCAACAGCUCUGCAAUACCACAGGGCAGGAGUAGCACGCCCUUGCAUGAGAAUGUCGUGUCCAUGGACACUCCAAACUCGGCCCCGUCCCCUCUAGACGAACCUCAACCUUUACCCUCCUCCAGUAUGGAUCCCACCAUGCCGACGCUAAGCCCACACCCGCCUAGUAAGUUCACACAGGACGUCAACGGAGGGCGGAGCGGAGGCGGGGUUAUUGCUGGGGCAGCUGGGUGCAGUGCAGCCAGUGAUUUGACCCAUAUAGCAGCAGCAGCAACGGUAACUGACGGGACUAGUUUUGUUCCGGCAGGUGGUGGCGGAGGCGGCGGCAGCAGUGUUAACUGCGACACAAACUUGAACUUACUCGUUGGCAGCGGUAAUAGUGCACCUGUGACAUUGACAGGUAGUAGUAGUAGUAAUAACAAUGUAUUAAACAACGGUGUUGCUCACUCCGCCACCGGUGUUAUCACCUGUCUGGUGGAUAAAGCAGUAGAGGACACGAACCUUCCAGCAGCUAUCAAACCUAGUGCCUCUGCUCCGUCAUCUGACCCACAUCCGCAGCAGCAGUUUUCCUGGAGCCUGGUGACCUCCAAGUCGGAGAGCGUCAGUCACUGGGUCAAUUCCCACCAGCAGAGACCCACAUAUGACAGACAGCAUGAGCGUAUGUUUGACAUUAAUUUGAAGAGGCCUAGUUUACCAACAAAAGGUUCGGAUAGUGAUUCUGAGCAAGGAGUGGAUUCUCUCUAUGACUUUGAAGCUCUGAACAUGUGGAUUGAUAUGCCCCUAAAGAAAGGUCGCUUUGAGCCUCUAGAUGAAGGUCUGUCGGAAGACUUGCUGGCUCCCUCGUCAAGUUUUGCCUCGCAUUCCCGGCCCUCCAUGAUGGCAAGUCCCUCCCCUCCUGACCCUGAUCCCUACGAGUUCUCGGAUGAAGCAUCUAAAGAUCCAAAAACAUUAACAACCCGGUCCAGGCCAAGCAGGGAUGAUAGCAUGGCCAGGCCGUCUCCUUUGGACAGAAUGGAGGACGACUCGAGACCCUCCUCCAGACAGGGUACCACUGAACUCACUAUGAAAGAUGAACCACCCAACGAUUUAGGGCAGCUGUCUUCACCUCUGACCCCAGGUGGCAGUUUGACCCGGGAACAGGACAUUCGAGUGACGGGCACAUAUCAAGACCUACAUAAAAUCUUUCAGUCCGACUCCUCAGAGGACGAUGAGGAUGGUGGGGCUGUCGACUCUGGCCUCGGAAGCAAAUCAACAGAUGAUCUCAAACCUAUCAGGAUGCAGAAUGGCUCCCUUGGCAGUAUAGCUCCUCUAGACCUUGGUCGGAUGUACCCGACACCACCUUCACAUGAAACAAACAAGUCUCACUCUCCCGAGACCAUGACAGACGGCACCAACGAAGGCAUUCUCACCAGCACCUCUAUCGUUGCCUUUCACAGCACUGUGGAGGCUACAGUCCCACCCAUCGAUGUCCCCAUCACCAGUGUUAAGUGUGAUGUGUUUAUUCCACCUGUGAUUGCGGAAGCUGUGGGAGCCGCAAAGUACUCCCCACUGGAGCUACCCAGCGACCGCUCGUCACCACUACCAAAUGUGCCCGAGUACAAGCCAAACUGGAGCUUUGCCACGCCCAUCAUGGACUCGCAGCAUUCACACAGAAUGAGUUAUGUCAAUCUACCCAGUGUGGAGAACAUUUCAUCCAUCCGCACCGUGGGCUCUGGGGCCGGCAUCGACGCCAGCCCGGCCAUCUACAGCAACAGCCAGCAGCGGACUCCUCUGAGUUUGGAGCUGCACUCUCCCGCAUCAAACUCUUCAUCCUACCUCAACAAAACCAACAAUUCCAUCGACAAUCAUGGCACCAACACUCAGCUACCUGAGGCCAACAGUUUGUUACUGAAUGUCCUGUUGUGUGACUCCAUAAUGAACCUGUUCAAGGACCACAACUUUGACAGUUGUACUAUCUGUGUCUGCAAUGCCGAUAUCAAUGGCAGUGAUGUCAGUGUGUACUUACCUGACACCAGCAAGGGCUCCUCCUCCGGACUCAAGUGCACCUGUGCUUUCAGCGCAGCCGUUAACCGCAGGUUUGGCUACGACUCUGGCCUCUUCUAUGAAGAAGAGCUGGAGAUCACAGGCCUGCGCCAUGACCGCUACGACCAUCGGAAGCCGUCGUUGAUACAGCAGGAGUUGAUGAAAAGCAUUGGAGAUUCUUUACACCGGCUGGAGGAUAUCAGUCCACAGAUCAUGUACUUCCUCCUGAGCCAGUAUUCAUCCCCGUUCUUGUCGUGUUUAGGCAGCCAACAUCUCAACUAUUUACACAUGGCCUCGGACACCACCUACCAACUAACCAGUGUGGACCUUCUGCAGAUCCGAGAUGCCAACGAUGUUGUUUGUCAGGCCCUGGAGGUGGCGCGCCAGGCCAUGGAUCAUUGCCUUUCUAGCAGAUUUGAGGAGCAUCUGUUGAAAACCAACUGCAUGCACAAGUGGCCUUACUUGAGAGGAGCCAGCUGUGUGCCCACCAACUCCCAAGACAUCAUCCAGUGUCUCAAGUCACUCCACCCCAUCCUGCAGAACGCCAUCCAGAACAAGAGAGUCACCCGCAUGUGGGAGAACACCUACAAGCUCCAGGGUCCUAUCAGCUGGAAGGACUUCCAUGACCUGGCCGGCAGAGGGACGGAAGAGAACCAUGAACCUCAACCCAUCCCUAAUCUAUUGGUGGGGCACGACAGAGACUGGUUGUCGGUGUCCCCCUACGGCGUCCGGUUUUGGGAGAAGCAGUUCCUGGAGCCGUAUGGGCGUAUGCGUGAUGUCCUGUAUGUCGUCGUUGCUCCAGAGAGUGACUUCCUCUUGCAGCACAUCGUCUCUUUCUUCAAGGAGCUGAGCACCGUGUAUGAGCUGUGCCGACUGGGCCGACACUGUGCCAUCAAACCCUUGCGUGACGGGGUGUUGCGCGUCGGGAAGCAGGUGGCUGCUAAACUUUCCAAUGAGCCUGUUGGGGAAUGGUUCAGUACAUUAGGUGAUUCGCACAUAGCUUCCAAACUGAAACUGUACGCACAAGUCUGCAAGUACAACCUGGCGCCAAUUCUGUGCCAGCCAAAUUUGGACAAGUCCAUGUUCGAGCAGGGAUCCAACACCACGCACAACAAAGCCCAGUUUAAAAUGCCAGAGCCAGCCAUUAACUGUACCAGACCUGCCACCCCUGACAGUCAGCCUGUCUCAAAUUCUGCCCAGCCGCCGGGUGCCAGUCAGGGCACACAGGCUGCAGAUGAUACCAAAGAUGGGGGUCAGAAUGAUGGAGCCUCCCAGCAGAGAGAGGGCCCACAUGAAGGCAGCGACAGCCACGGAGAGGAGAACAACCCUGAUGCCCCGGGGAUAGUUGUCUACAUUGUGGACCCAUUCUCCUACGGCCAGGGAGGCGAAGGCUUGUCUCGUUUGGCCGUGAUUGGCCUCCUCAAAUGUUUCCAGGAGAUGGCUCUUCCGGAGCACCUGGCCAACAUUGUCAGCCUGCAGCUGAUCCCACUACAGGUAAUCAUGGAACACAAGGAGAAUGCUCUCAGGUUACAAGCUUUAAAGUCCAUCGCCUUCUCCGUGUUCACAUCCUCCAAGUGGAACCUCACCCACACCAUCCUGGGCCGCUCGUUGACUGGGUUUGGACCUGCAGCCGCUGCUGAAGUGAUUCUCAAAAGGAAAGAGGAGGACAGUCGGAAAAGAGAGGAGGAUUUGAAACUGUACAGCCCACCAUUUGUAUUAGCUUCUACAAAAAGCCGGCAGAACCAGAUCAUGGAGGCAAAGACAGAGCAGCAGACCAUUCUGUUUUGUGGCUACUGUCUGUCCGAGGAUCAACGCUGGCUGUUGGCUGUCUGCACGGAUGAGAAGGGAGAACUCAUGGAGUGUUGCACCAUCAACAUCGAGAUCCCUAACCGAAACCGCAGGAAGAAAGCUUCAGCACGACGUCCAGGUCUGCAGAAACUCUGGGACUUUAUCCUGGGUGUGGUCUCCAUGGGCUGUUUCCCCACCCGCCUGGUCAUUGGCAGGUUUGGCCGCAUGGGUCAUGGGGAGCUCAAAGGCUGGUCAGGGCUGCUCAACAAGAAGAACCUCCAGAGCGCCUCCCACCGCCUCAAGACCAUGUGCCAGCAGUGUUCAGUUAUGGGCCCUUCUGAUGUGCCCUGUGUCCUUAGUGCCUGCCUCACUUCCAUAGAGACUCAUCCCAGCUUUCAGGUGAUUGUGGAUGCCAUGAAGCAGGAAGAGAAGGUCAGCAGCAGCAUCCCCCUGCAGACGCCUCGAGAUGCCAGCGUCACUCACAUCCUGGUCUUCCCAACCUCGGCAACCGCUCAGGUGAACGCUAACCCCCUCCAGCAAGACCCCCAGAAUGACUUCACUGCCCACCUGGAGCUGGAUGAUGUCUUCACAGAUAACCUCAUGGGGGAUGAUAUGUUCCUGGAGAUCUUUGGUGACAACUUUGAUGCUCCAACCACCUCACCGCCUGGCUCACCUGUCAGUAGCGCACACCGGCAGAACUCUCGGAUUAGUGGUGGCCCUUCUGCGAGUCUGGGAGAGAGCCUAGCUGACCCUCAGGAUGACGUCAACCUCUUGCAGCAGCCCCUGGCCAUGGGCUACUUCAUCUCCACAGCCCCUCCCGGCCCCCUGCCCAAGUGGUUCUGGUCUGCCUGCCCCGAGAAUGAGUUUGUUAGUCCACAUGUUUUUAAAUCUGCCCUACACAUCCAUGAGUCAUCUCGGCACGAUGACUUCCUUCACAAGACAGACAACCGAAGCAAGCCUCACGCCCUGGACUCUCACAUGACUUGUGAUAUACUGAGAGGGUUAAACUGUUCUAGAGGCAGUGUAAUGAGUGUUUUGACAUGUCUAGACACACACAAAUCAUAUUUGUAA
Messenger RNA from Candidula unifasciata, 5729 nucleotides. Lineage: Eukaryota; Metazoa; Mollusca; Gastropoda; Stylommatophora; Geomitridae. The record is from the annotation of a GenBank genome assembly.